Molecule: messenger RNA, 1168 nt
Organism: Suillus fuscotomentosus
Lineage: Eukaryota; Fungi; Basidiomycota; Agaricomycetes; Boletales; Suillaceae
Exons: 2
Coding region: 234-1094 (286 amino acids)
Biological process (GO): protein phosphorylation
Molecular function (GO): ATP binding; protein kinase activity
Source: RefSeq, a predicted model, not a curated record
GGAAAUUAUAGUCUAGUAGACUAGUACAAGACAGCGCGGUGUUGUAACAGCUUCCGCAACGUUCUUUCUGUGUUAUCCUUCUCUUCCUUCAUAACGUUUUGGAACGGUUUGAACCCGGGAACAUCAGCAUCCCCUAAAAUCAAUGAGUAGGCCUACCAUUUGCCAUCGACCCUACUCCAUCCGGCGUUGAUCCUCCUCCUGAUACACACCCACCUGGUCCUCCUCACAACACAAUGACCAAAAUGGUCGCCAAACUCUUUUGGCCAGAAGAGGCACGCUUGAGCGAGCCUGAGAUACUCGCGAAAGUGCAGGCGAUCGCUGAACGUGACUCGCGGGUGAAGGGCCAUGUCCCAGACAUAGUCUGGUUCCAUAGGUUCGAUGAGACAUCCACGGCCCACAUCAGAAAGGCAUUAGGAAUGAAUCACAAUACGCAGGGCAGCUGGGUCUUUUACAUCAUCGUAUUCAGGAAGCUUCAGCCGAUCACAGACCUGAGUGGGCCCGAGUUUCGCGAUGCAUGGUGGCAAAUCAUUAAUUGUCAUCGUACACUCUGGGAAGCUGGUGUCUAUCACCGUGAUAUCAGCCCCAGUAAUCUCAUGUACUAUCGGCUCUCGUGCGGUCGUGUAAUAGGCGUUCUCAACGACUAUGAUUUAUCAUCCAUUCAAGAUGACUGUGCCAGAGGCAAUGAGCGCACAGGAAUGGUACCUUUCAUGGCGAUCGACCUGCUCAAACUAUCGGCCAUCGACGACGCAGUCGAGCACGUGUACCGGCACGAUGCUGAAUCAUUCAUCUGGGUUUUUGUCUGGGUCUGUCUUCGGUAUAAGAAUGGCAAGCUCCGCCGUAAGCCCAGAGGCCGCCUCGACCAGUGGCUCAAAGUAGAUGCGUUUACAUGCUGCGCGCUCAAGAGCCACUUUUUGCUCAUGCUACGUCAUGAAUCCAGCGUACGACCCUCACGAUCACACCUGGACAACUGGGUACUUGCACAGGCUUUACUUACGCCUGUUGCUUCAUAUCAUACUCGUGCUGAUGUCGUCGCACAAGAGAAUGUCUUCGAAACGUGGCUAAAGAAGCCUGUGGAAUUAAUAACUACCAUCUAGACUACGUUGUAACACCAUGUACCAGAGUUCAUAUACAUUUUCAUCAAAGUUUUUCUCUGAACCAUUUUCGCUCC